UGCGGGAGCGAGCUGCGGCUGCGACUCCAGGGUGUCUGGCGCUUACUCCAGGAAUCAUGGCCAAGUUUGCCCUGAAUCAGAAUCUGUCUGACCUGGGCAGCCCUCAUCUGUGCCCGGGUCCGAUCCAGGGCGCCCGAAGCCCGAGCUCGCCCUACACAGUGGAGACUCCCUACGGCUUCCACCUGGAUCUGGAUUUCCUCAAGUACAUCGAGGAGCUGGAGCGCGGCCCUGCAGCCCGCCGCACCCCGGGGCUCCCGUCUGCUCGCCGCCCCCGGGCGUCCAGGACCGGCCUGGCAGGCGUGCGCAGCCCAGGCGCCUGGACAUCCAGCGAGUCCCUGGCCAGUGACGACGCAGGAGCGCCGGGCGCACUCUCCCCGGGCGCGUCCUCGGGGCUCCUGCUGUCGCCGCGCUUACCGGCGCGCAACCCGCGCGUGGAGCACACGCUCCUGGAGACCAGCCGGCGCCUGCAGCUGGCGCAGGCGCAGCUGCGGCGGCUUACCGAGCGCCUGGCCACCUCCGAGCGCGGCGUCCGCGCCAGGGCCGGCCCUCGGGUUGAUGGUCCCGAUGUGUCUCCUUCGAGGCACAGCGAAGAGGAGCUCCAGGUCUUGGAUGGGGCGGACGGGGCCCCAGAGGGGGCGCCCCAGGCGCGGGAGGCCAGCGUGCAGGCCGUGCUGGAGACCCAAGAGGCAGGAGUGCAGGCCGUGCGGGAGACCCGAAAUGCUGGCGCGGUGGCCGCCCCCGACACCCUCGAGGCAGACACAUGGGUGACAGAGGCGCUGCUGGGGUUGCCCGCGGCCGCCGAGCGGGAGGUGGGACUGCUGCGGGCCAGCCUGGAGCACCAGCGGGGGGUGAGUGAGCUGCUGCGCGGCCGUCUGCACGAGCUGGAGGAGGUCCUCGGGGCAGCCCCGGCCCAGCCCCAGCAGUGGGAGGCUGCCACCCAGACCGCGCGCGAGUGUGCCGAGAAGGCUACACAGACGGAGCCCCGCGCGGAGGCCCCUUCCCCGACACAGGAGAAUCCGCCCGAACCCUCCGGUGGGGCUAGGGCCUCGGCGCCCGCGGGCAUCCUUAAAUCCAUCAUGAAGAAGAGAGACGGCACUCCCGGAGCCCAGCCCAGCCCUGGACCCAAGAACCUGCAAUUCGUUGGGGUCCUCAACGGAGAGUACGAGAGCUCAUCCAGCGAGGACAGCGAAAGCGGUGGCGAGGAGGGAGCCGUUGAGCCCCCCAGGGGCAGCUCCUCCGGCUCCGGCUCCGGGGAGGACAGCGGUGGCGGAUCUGACUCGGGUACCCCUGAGCCCCCCAGCCUUGGGGAUGUGCGGGACCCGGUGCAGGAGGCGGCGGAGGCGGAGGCGGAGCCGGAGGCGGAGGCGGAGCCCCAGCCCGGGGCGCCGGCCAGGUGCGAGCUGAGUCCGCGCCUGAAGGAGGCCUGCACGGCGCUGCACCGGCAGCUGAGCCGGCCCCGCGGAGUCGCCCGCGACGGCGGUGCAGCGCGCCUGGUGGCCCAGGAGUGGUUCCGAGUGUCCAGCCAGAGGCGCUCGCGGGCAGAGGCUGUGGCCGGGAUGCUGGGCACCGUGGCCGGCAUGGGACCCGAGCUGCUGGCACAUGUGGUGAACCUGGCCGACGGCAACGGAAACACAGCCUUGCACUACAGCGUGUCGCAUGGGAACCUGGCCAUCUCACGCCUGCUCCUGGACACGGGCGUCUGUGAGGUUGACCGCCAGAACCGUGCCGGCUACUCGGCCCUCAUGCUGUCUGCACUGGCCUCAGUGGGGCGGGAGGAAGAGGAUAUGGCCGUGGUCCAGAGACUCUUCCACAUGGGCGACGUCAACGCCAAGGCUAGCCAGACAGGACAGACGGCCCUCAUGCUGGCCAUCAGUCACGGUCGCCAGGACAUGGUGGCAGCCCUGCUGGCAUGUGGGGCAGACGUGAACGUGCAGGACGCAGACGGGGCCACGGCGCUCAUGUGCGCCAGCGAGUACGGGCGCCUGGACACCGUCCGGUUGCUGCUGGCCCAGCCCGGCUGCGACCCUGCCCUCCUGGACAACGAGGGCACCAGCGCCCUGGCUGUCGCACUAGAGGCUGAGCAGGAUGAGGUGGCUGCUCUGCUGCACACCCACCUGAGCUUGGGCCAGUCAAGCCCAACGUCACCUCCUGACUCCCCCUCGGCCACACCUGGUGAAGGAAGACACAGCGACACAGAAGAGGAUUCCCAGCCUCAGUAAGCAGCCUGGACACUGGACCCAGCAGCUCUCCCUCCCGCGCCCAGGACCCAGGCCACAGCUGGGAGCGGGUCUGCAGGGAAGGCUUCAUGACUCAGUGUCCAGGUCACUCUGGAUGCAUCAGAGUGAGGUGGGGCUGAGGAGAGUCCCUAGUCCACACAUUCCCAGAAACUUCAAUAAAACAUUCCUACUUGUACCUUGUUU
Messenger RNA from Condylura cristata (star-nosed mole), 2420 nucleotides. It is a transcript of the gene KANK3, whose product is annotated as KN motif and ankyrin repeat domains 3. The transcript has 12 exons. Gene Ontology annotation, biological process: negative regulation of actin filament polymerization. Gene Ontology annotation, cellular component: cytoplasm; cytoskeleton. Bases 57 to 2219 code for a protein of 720 amino acids. NCBI's taxonomy places the organism in Eukaryota, Metazoa, Chordata, Mammalia, Eulipotyphla, Talpidae. Gene Ontology annotation, molecular function: protein binding. The record is from RefSeq and is a predicted model, not a curated record.